Symbiodinium sp. CCMP2456 is the source of this 3867-nucleotide messenger RNA. Lineage: Eukaryota; Dinophyceae; Suessiales; Symbiodiniaceae. The record is from the annotation of a GenBank genome assembly.
AUGCCGGGUGCCAGUGUGCAGGCUUACACUGUAGGACUUUGGUUCUCUGCCCUAGAAAGCUUAAAGCCCAGAUGGCUUGACUCCCAAUCUCUAUCUGCUGGCCAAAGUGCCAUGCCGCGGAAAAGCGCUGUCAAGGCAAAGCCUCUUGACGAAGCCCCCGACAUUCCACCGGGCUAUGAGGAGCAGUUCGCAGGCUUGCGGUCGGCUACCCGGGCGCAACUGGCGAAGAUGUUGAGGGACCUCGGGCUGCCUGUUGAGGGCACGCAGCAGCAGAUGGCGCUGCAGCUCGUUCAAGCUCUUGCAGCUGCCAAGGCAGAGCCACUCGCAUCCGAUGACAGGGAGUCGGACCUGCCCAAAGAAGAGGCGGCAACACCAACCUCUCCUGCACACUGCGAUGCACCGUUGGUUCCAGAGCGUACGCCAUCGAAGCGAAUCCGAUCGAAGCGAGCAGCCGAGGCCCACGACUCGCCCGGUGUCGCAGGAUCCCAGAGAAGCGGAAGCCCAACCACGCAGGGCUUGCCGAAGCUCCAGCGGACGGGGGCAUCAGAGAACUUGGGUGCCGGACCAGUCGAACCAGACGAAGGAUGUGUGGGCACUGCAGACGAGCGCGCUGCUCCUGCACGGCAGGCCUGCGAACCUGGCAGCCCAGAAACAAGAAGGAAAGGGCGUAAAGCCAAACACCCGAAUGCGUCUGAAGGCGCACCUUCGCCACGCAAGGGGAGAAAGAGCGAUGCAAUGCCGCGGAGUGUUGAGGCUCACGUCGAAAGUGCUCCAUCUCCUCCAGCAAGCCAGGCAGCUGCAGAAGUUCCGCCCGGGGAUAACGGCCAGGCCGCAGCCGCCACAGCCGAGAAUCUGGACGGCAGUCUGGAGGCCGACCUCCUCGCAGAGGAGCCGGUGUUGCAGGGACCCGGCGUGCUGACCGUCACUGUGCCAACAGAGGCAGUGCCCAGGAUCCGGGAGUGGCUGGGCCACCUCCGAUGCAUUGCGGAGGUUGAGGCGGAGAUCUUCCCGGCAAACGUCGGGCGGACGGAUUGGGAGGGGGAGGUUCCCAGAUACUUGGAGAUCGCCUGCCCAAACGGGCAGCGCGUGUGUGCUGGGAAGUACAGGCGCCUUGCCAGAAAGAAGGUGAACAGCCAGCCCAUUUGGAAGAAGGUCGAUGCCAAUCGAUGGGUUUACAGCGGCACAGAUAGCACGUGGCUGGUGGGUGGAGUGAAGCAGCGAGACAUGGAUUUCAUGUGCCGCUCCGGCCUGCUGCACCAGGCCAAAGUCCACGGAGGACAUCUGCCACACAGGCUCGAGCCAGGUGGCUGGCGGCGUGUGGACGGGAGUGGCUGGGUCCAGGACCCAGACAUCUCCAUUACCGCCUCCCCGGUGAUGCAGCCAGGUGCUCCGGUCGUGGUGGUUGGCGGGCUACGAGAGGGUCGCUUUGGGCGAGUGGUAAGCAGGAGGGAAGAGCCAGAAACAGGCGCUGUCUUCUGGACAACUCGCUUCCCAGAUGGCGAGGAGGAACUCGGCGAUGAGCUGCUGGAAGUUCGGGAGCUCCAGUCUGGAGAGGUGUGGCUCUCCGUGGCGGGCGCUGCAGCCCCCGCGAGGGCCGCCUUGGCGGCCGAGGCCCUCUCCGGAACUUUGCUCGGCCCCCCCAUGGCUUCCGAGUCCGAGUCCCCCGAGGUGGCAGAUGCGGCUACCGACAUCCUGCUCCCAGAAGAGCUUCUGGAGAAAGGACAAGCUGAGCUUCACAGGCUCAUGGAGAAGUACCAGGUCAUCUUCGGCUUCCUCAAGUCAAGUUCAGACGAUUCGAAGGCGAGUUCAUGGCUGCGGCUGCUGGUCUUCAGCUGUGAUCCGAAACCAGGAAUUCUGGCGCUCCUGCAGCUCAGCGAGGAGCUGCUCCCCGGUCGACUCGAGCGGAUGCCAAUCCUCUGCGACUCCUUCGACUCUUCGCAGACCUCGCAGAGCUCUGCUACUAAACGGCUUGGCUGCUCUGCCUUGCGUUGUCCCGUCUACGGCGGCGAAGCGGCCUUGGCCCGAUAUCUCCGGGUCCUCCCGCGCUGCCUCGAGGUACUCUCUGCACCCGUGGGACUCGUGAGCCUCCUUGUCGGGCCUCUCCCUGCGCGUCAGGUCGGCCAACGAUUCCUGGAGAUGGUACAGAUGUGGGCACCAGAGGUGCCCCAUGAGCUUGAAGCUUUCGCGGCCAGCAUUAGGGUGCCACAUGCUGCCGCGGAGGCUGUGGAGAAAGAGCUGGAAAGCCUAGAGGUUGAAUUUGGGGUGUCGGGGGUUUGGUGCAAGCAAACCGAUUCCCAGACCGACAGCCAGAAACUGAAAGCGGAGCUGGAGAUGGACGAGGAGGUCAGGCCUGGAGUAGAAGUCCGUGCCGUCUUUGAGGACGGCGACUGGUACGACGCCACGGUCACAGAUGUCGAUGCAUUGAGUGGGAAGGUGGAGAUUCGCUGGAGUUGUGAUUCCAGUACGUCAAGGAUUCCUCGGCAGGAUGUGAAGCCCAAGCCCUCCGCGGAGUCUAAGAGAAGGCAAAAACACGAGCAUUUGCUCGCCGCGGCUUGGCGACUGGCGGUCUUCGGACCUUUGCGAGAGCGGAAGAUUGUGGUUGUCAAGAUCGCGACCAUUGUUGAGGAGCAGUGUCCUGGCCUGUGGACCACUGAGCUCCUUCGAACUACGGAGGAGCUCAGAGGAAGCGUUGGCGAGGACACUUCCAUUGAUAUCAAUGUCGUUCCGCUGUCCAGUCAAGGUGCAGGGACGUUCCUGCAUCAUCUCAAGAAGCAGCUAAAGGAAGCCGUGCGCCGAGCAAGCACCGCUGCAGGAUGCCACAUUGAGCUUCUUCGUCGAUGGGCCCUUUUGAUUGUUGGCUCAUCGGAGGAGCGCAGCCGAGGCAAAGAUUACUUGGAAUGGCUGGCAUCCGAGGAGCGUGAGCGCAGUCAGGUGGCUCCAGCAACAACGAGUUCGGCGAUCGGGCAGGAUGCCGUGCGCUGGACCGACAGCGACGGGGACCAGUUGCUUCUGCGAUUGGGCGAGCGGCGAUGCCUGGACUUCUUCAUGAACGGAGUAUGCAAGGUCCGAGACAUCACCAUCCUUGCCGCUGAGGGCGACACCCUGCGCCUGCGCGGCACGGGUGCCGACGGUGCGACCACACGUUGUGUGGAGCGGCCGGUCGAUGAGGAGGCAGCGAGCCACGCAGUGACAUUGUUCGACCGCAGCGUGCGGGCCCGCUCCAGCUCGGGCUCCCAGCGAAGUGACGUCGACGUCGUCGAGACGACGUGCUCCCAAGCAGUCUGGUUAGAACCAGUCGAGCUGCGAGCUCUGGAGAAGAAGACCAAGACGAUUGUGGUUAUGCCAGAGGGUUGUGGCAGCAACAGUGACUGGCGGCCAGAUGCGACGUGCAAGAUCCUGGUCUGCGGCAGAGACCCUGCAGGCCGAGCCGACGCCGUGGCCAAGCUGCGGGAUCUGGUACAAGCCGCCAAAGCUCACCAAAGCAGUGAAGCGGAGGCUGCCGAAGAGCCUGAUCCCGGGAAAGACACAGCAUCCUCCGAGGAUCCGUCAAAAAAGCAAGCUCCAGCGGAGCCGGCUCCGGAUCUGCGGCAGGUGCCGGCAGAGACUCCGCCACAGAUGCCAGAGAAUCCAGAAGGCCCCACCACCAGGAGCAACCCGCUCCAUGAGCUGCGAGCACUGCCCUGGCCCAAGGACAACCAAACUUGGCAAUCCUUGCAGGAGCGGGUAUUUUGGGGCCAUCCGCCGCUUCCGCGAGGUUGGAUCCGGAUAUGGUCGCGCAAGCAGGACAAGGAGUACUACCUCCGCGUGACUGACGGCAAAACCACCUUCAACAUUGCGGACACGGGCUUCCGAAUUUCAACGCCUUGA